UAGAAAUGUUCCUUCAAACUGUUCGGUAUUUGCUUUUGGCGGGAAUUCUUGCACCCAACCUGGUGGCGUCCGAAGGAAUCGAGUCCUACGAGAACUACUACAACGAGAUCCAUGUUGAUGACGAGCAGGCGGAGGCCAAGACCCGAAAUGCGUUGACUUCUCCACUCCAACGCUGGCCAGGCAAUAAGAUAUUCUAUCGCAUCUCCACGGACUACAGUGAACAGGAGGUGGCCAAUGUGCGGGCAGCAAUGUCGAGUUUCGGCGAGCAAACCUGUGUGCAGUUCGAGGAGAUCGAAGGAUCUCCGCCCGCAGGCAAACGAUAUGUGUCCUUCAAGAAAUCGCCCAAUAUGUGUGGCACUCGAGUGGGCUAUCAACCCCUGUCCUUUGGCCCGCACGAAGUUGUUCUUAACGAGAAAUGCCUCACCAUGCCGGCUGUAAUUCAACACGAAACCCUUCACCUGCUGGGCCUUUUCCACGAGCAGAGUCGUCCCGAUCGCGAUGAGUACGUGCAAAUCGACUACGACAAUAUCCCGAGGAAAUACUGGUCGCAGUUCAUCGCCAUGGAUCAGACAACCACCUUCAAAGUUCCAUACGACUACGAGAGCGUAAUGCACUAUUCGAAGAACGCCUUCGCCAAGGAUCCCUCAAAGCCAACAAUUCGAGCCCUAGUCGGUGGUAAGGCCGUGGAAAGGGAAAUGGGUCAGGUGCGAGGACCUUCCGAAGGGGAUUGGACCAAAAUUCGUUUGAUGUACAAGUGCUAGAGUGGAGAAAGCAAUCCGCGAGGACUAGGAUUGGUAAAUAAAUAUGUUGCGUUCUGAAGUGGAUGUGUUUAAAUUGAAUGGUUUAAUAUGGAAACUAUCAGACCGAUUGCAUGGCCUUUCAAUCUUUUAUGGCUUUUCAUUUGAGUCUAUCGCUAAGUCAUUUAAGCCCCACCCACUCGAAAAGUGCUACCCGUUUAAUGCCAAUCAUUCAGUGUCCGUUAACUGGAAAAACGUUUUUCCAGCCUCUUGAAAAUGGGUAGCCGCUCGAACAUAAAGGAAAUCCAAAUCCAAGCCCAAGGCGAAUGCAUUUGAUUUCACAGAAGUGCAAGUGUAAGUGUCAGUUAACUUUGAAGCAGACUAAGGAGCAGUUGGGGAAGAAAGCGGGGCUUCUCGAUGCUGAAUGGGGUCUGCCGUGGAUUGGGCAUGAGUCCAAACGACUGGGCAGCAAACAAUCCGAAUCCCUGGCACUUAAUGUGCACUAAGUGCUUAAGAAGGCCGAGUGUCUGGAGCUGCCUAUUAGAAGUCUCUCACUCCGCUGUCCAGUAACCACCCACUUUGGAACAGGAUACCAUUCCAUGGAUGCCGUUUUAUUUAAAUAACGCUUUUAAAUCCCUGACGGCUUUGUAAAAAUCGAAUUGCACUAGUUAAAGAAUCA
Molecule: messenger RNA, 1416 nt
Organism: Drosophila simulans
Lineage: Eukaryota; Metazoa; Arthropoda; Insecta; Diptera; Drosophilidae
Product: low choriolytic enzyme
Exons: 1
Coding region: 6-761 (251 amino acids)
Biological process (GO): proteolysis
Molecular function (GO): zinc ion binding; metalloendopeptidase activity
Source: RefSeq, a predicted model, not a curated record